Cuscuta epithymum is the source of this 2139-nucleotide messenger RNA. NCBI's taxonomy places the organism in Eukaryota, Viridiplantae, Streptophyta, Magnoliopsida, Solanales, Convolvulaceae. The record is from the annotation of a GenBank genome assembly.
CAGCCAAAGCCUUAUCCAAGUGUCCAGCUAUUCCACUAAUCCACUCACCUGCGGCCGCCUGAAGUCCUUAUGCGAACACGGAGGUCGAAGAGGAGCCUGGCAGCCUGCGACGAUACGACGAAGACUGAAGACGCUGUGAACUGCGAACACCAGCCGACCUGCAGCCACCAUCCGCGGCGCCGGACGCCGUCUACCACUCGUCCGUCCUUUCUCUCCGGCUCUCCGCUCUGCCUGUAGCUCCUGAGCUCCAGCCUCUAGGAUUGAACUGCAUAUGUAACUAUUAUCUCUCUCUGGGUUGAAGAUUAUUUUUGUCUAUAUGUGGACCUGUGUGAAACCAAAAAAUAUAUUAAGAGAAGGCAGCUCGGUCAACCAACUGAGAAUUCUAUCCUUGCAGGUUGGAUAUUUUCGACAUUCUCAUUUCCAGACAAAGACGCAAACUGGUUCUGAUGAUGUUUCAUGUUCAUCAAUAGAAUUUGCCAAAAGAAAGGUUCAAAGCAUCGUUGGGAUUUUCUGGGAUUUGGGUAACAACAAACCACCAAAAACAUUACCUCCUUUUGAGGCAGCUACAAAGAUAAGAAAGGCAGCAGAGCAGUUCGGGUUUGUUAGGUAUAUGAUAACCUAUGCUAAUGAACAUGCACUCAGUUAUGUUCCACCUGUUGUAAAGAAGAAGAGGAAAGAACGUAAAGUUUCAAAUGACUUGGAGUAUACCUGUAGGGUGUGCGGGAGGAGGUUUUAUACUAACGAGAAGUUAAUAAACCAUUUUAAGCAAAUCCACGAGUGUGAGAAUAUGAAACGGGUGAAUCAGAUUGAGAGUGCAAGAGGGAGCAGGAGGGUGAACUUGGUGGCAAAAUACGCAACAAAGAUGCAUAAGUAUAAGAGUGCAUCUAGAGACAUUCUGUCACCAAAAGUUGGGUAUGGUUUGGCGGAUGAGUUGAGGCGAGCCGGGUUCUGGGUUAAGUGUGUUCCAAAUAAACCAGACGCUUCAGAUAUUGGUAUAAGGGACCAUUUGUUGGAUAUGAUGGACAAAAAGAUGGUAGAUUGUGUGCUUCUUAUAUCUGACGAUCCGAAUUUCGUGGAGGUUUUGGAGGAGGCAAAGUCGAGGUGUUUGAGGACGGUGGUCGUUAGUGAUGUCAGAGAAGGGGUCCUCAAGAGGACCGCUGAUGCUUCAUUUUCAUGGGAGGAGGUACUGAUGGAGAAGGCUAAGAAAGAAGCUGUCGCGGUUGUGGGUCGGUGGAAGGACCGCGAUGUGUUGAAAACAUUGGAAUGGACUUAUGAUCCAGAGAGAGACAGAAAAUACUAUUUAUUAUCUGACAUUGAUAGUGAGAACUGGUCUGAUGGGGAAAAUGGUGAUGAUCAUUUCCUGCAGAAGGAAGACAGUGGAGCAUGGUGGGAGCUGGACUCUUAGACUGCAAACAUGAACGGAUGACCAUCACAGUCAUUUCAAAGAUAUACUAGGCUCCGUUUUGUAUCCAUAAUUGGCUUAAUCUGAUUAUUCUUUACUAAAAUAAGUAGCUUUCCCUUACUUGGCUGAAAUGGAUGUGGUUGUUUCCAGAAGCUUUUCCUUUAAAAACAUCACCCUGUUAAACCAUUUUAGCCACGCACAGCCUUUACCUAAAGGCCGUUGUACAUGAAGAAACUCAAGUGGCGGGCUAUUGAAACAUAUGGGGUCAUUGUGCAUGAGCUAAGACAAGUCCGUCUCAAGAACAUAAUGUUGGUGAUGAUAAUGUUUCUGUUUCUGUCACAACAUGGUUCAUGAAAAGGUAGAGUUUUUCUAGCUAGAGUGAAUAUAUAGUUUUAUUGGUGAGUUAGUUGAGUUCUACACUUCUACCCCCCCCCCCCCCCUGACAAUCUAUGCUUUACGUACUAGACUUCGACUGCCCAGCACAAUAUCCAGAAGAGCAAGGAUGUCACAGGCUGGCUCUUUAUAUGUUGUGUAUGUUAUGAUGUCCUGUUCGCCUCACUUGAAUUUUAAAAUAUAUAAGUAGUAAGCUUUUUGUGUUUCAGAUUCUGGGUUGUCUGCAGUCAAUUUGUUUUUUCUACUAUAUAAACCAUAAUUCCAACAUUAAAUUCUGAAGCAUUAAAUAUACUGUUGGGUAGACUUGAGCCCCAUUUUUACAAUAUUGAGGGUGCUUUAAAAUA